AUGUUUUCCGCUGCGACCCGAAGAACCUAUUAUGUGGGGGAAAGUUCGGGAACUAGGGCCGUAGAUGGGAGUUCUGAGAACCCAAGGGUCAAACCUGAACCACAAACGCCACCUAGAGUUGCAAAGAGGCCAAGAUACCAAGCGUUUGAAGACGAGCUAGUACCUGAGAGCUACCAGAACCUUAGAACCAUCACCUACAUCUCCGAUGAUGAGAGGAACAAUAGGACUUUUAUCGUAGUAGUUGACGGGGAUCAGGCUGCACCGGUAUUAGAUGAGGAAAAUGAGGAUGAUGAACCACCCCCACUAGAAGAUAUACCUGUUGAGGAAGAGGAACCUGUUGAGGAAGGAGAACCUGUUGAGGAAGAAGAUCCUGUUGAGGAAGAGGAUCCCAUUGAGGAAGAUGGUCCCAUUGAGGAAGAAGAACCCAUGGAGGGCGAAGAACACCUACUGGAAGACAUACCCAUUGAGGACGACAAACCUAAUGCAGAUGAAAUCGACGUGGAAGGAGUGAUAGAGGAUUUUGAAUCAGAGGAUGAAGCUCGCCGCCAUAGUCCAUAA
Beta vulgaris subsp. vulgaris (sugar beet) is the source of this 558-nucleotide messenger RNA. RefSeq lists its product as uncharacterized. The record is from RefSeq and is a predicted model, not a curated record. The transcript has 2 exons. NCBI's taxonomy places the organism in Eukaryota, Viridiplantae, Streptophyta, Magnoliopsida, Caryophyllales, Amaranthaceae. The coding region runs from base 1 to 558 and encodes 185 amino acids.